Molecule: messenger RNA, 846 nt
Organism: Physella acuta
Lineage: Eukaryota; Metazoa; Mollusca; Gastropoda; Physidae
Product: arsenite methyltransferase-like
Source: RefSeq, a predicted model, not a curated record
AUGUGUAUUUAUUUUCAUCUACAGUUCGAAUGGACUCUUGUGUUUGGUUCACAACAAGGAAAAAGUAAUUCAGAUUAUAUCCCGUUUAUUGAAGGUGGGGAGUUCUACAACAGUGAUAUCUUCUCUGAUUCUAAGCAGUGUGAAGAGGUCAAAGCUAAUCCGCUUUUCUGUUGCUAUGGAGUCAGCGGCGCCAUCGUGUGGUCAGAGCUGAAAGAGUUAACAGGACAGUAUGGGUUUGCUGAUCCUUACCUCCUGUACGCCGCUGACACCUUCCAAUUUGGCACCGAGAAAAACAAGCGGGAUCUAAGGGGAGUUAACUAUGUGUGCGCUGUGUACAGACUCAUUAAGCUAGUCCCUGAAAUGACUGGACAAGGAGCCAUAGUGUCCUACAAUGGGAAAUAUGAAAGAAGCCGGGACUUUUUAAAAUGGGAUGUCAAUAUGAUAUUCAAGACAGAUGUUCCUACAAAGAUAGAUGGAUAUUUCGCAAGUGUCUUGGCUAAAUCCAAAUUCGCAAGAUUUUUUACUUUUGAAAGAUAUGGAGGACAGGUUUUUUCAAAAAGGAACCAGAAUCCAUUCUCCUAUUUAAAAGCAUUGCGUGAAAGUGGAUCGGCCUAUCCUAAACCAAUUUUUCCUAUGGAUGAACAACACAAUAAAUAUUAUGAAGAUGCAAUUAAAAACGUCCUUUAAGAAUAUUUGACGAUAACGUUUCCUGCAAGUUUGUGAGGCAAUAUUCCCUUCUCAUUCUUCUUAUUAUGGAGUCAAUUCAAUCUUAAUAUGCAUUUUUUAGCCUACCUUUCGAUUUAUUUAAAUUAAUAUUGUAUCAUAAUGCGUUUAUUAUAUUUAAUU